AAUCGAGCAAAAUGUUUCAGUUUCUACUGCUUGGCCUGCUGGCAGGAGCCGGUGCAUGGGGCACGGAGUACUUCGAGAACUAUUACAACGAGAUCGACGUGGACGAUGAGCAGGCCGAGGUGAAGACCCGCAAUGCCAUGUCAUCGCCGCGGCAGCUGUGGCCCAGUACGAGGAUCUACUAUCGCAUUGCCAGCGACUGCAGCCCGGAGGAGGUGGCUAAUGUGCACACGGCCCUGGCCACGUUCAACGAGCAGAGCUGCCUGCAGUUCGAGGAGCUGACGGGGCCGGCUCCACCCGGCAGUCGCUAUGUCUACUAUAAGAAAUCGGAGAAGCUCUGCGGCACUCGCAUUGGCUACAAUCCCCUUCCGGUUUUCGGUUCCGGCUCGCACGAUGUCCUGCUCUCUCCGAAAUGCAUGGCCGUGCCGGGCAUUAUACAGCACGAGACACUGCAUCUGCUGGGGCUCUACCACGAGCAGAGUCGUCCAGAUCGCGACGAUCAUGUUGUUAUCGAUUACGAUAACAUUCCGCGCAAGUACUGGCCCCAGUUCAUGGCCACCUCGUCGAGCACCACGACCACAUACGAUGUGCCCUAUGACUUCGAGAGCGUCAUGCACUAUCCGAAAAACGCCUUUGCCACGGAUCCCAGUAAGCCCACCAUACGCGCCCUGGUCGAUGGGGUUCCCAUGGAGCGGGAGAUGGGACAGACGGUGGGCCCGACCGAGGGCGAUUUAUUCAAAAUACGCAAGAUGUACAAAUGCGACCUAACUGCAUAAUACCACAAUAGAGUAAGGACAACGAGAGAGAGAGAGAGAGAGAGAUGGAGAUAGAGAGAAGGAGAAAAAAGUUUGCAAUAAAUUUUAAAAUUUUCAUUAAUUAUGCAUUUUUUAUUAUCUUUCUUCGGAUGGAAAAAAAUGUUUGGAGCUUUAUUUGGUAUUAACCUAUUUUUUGAUAGCCCCAAGAUCAUAUUAAAUUUCUGCUUUGCUUAUUACAUGAUCCGAUUAGUUCUUGAGUAGCUUAAGCAUGAUAUAUGCUGAAAUGAAUUCGUUUAUAUACGAUCAAUUUAAUUUAAAAAAUAUGAAAAAAACUGAAUAAGCAAUAUCAAGUCACAUUCUCAUUCAGAUGCGGAAAUUGUACUACAGUCUCACUCAAUGGUUUUACCAUUAAAGCUAAGAGACCUGAAAUACUACGAAUACUAACAGGCUUAGACAUAAA
Molecule: messenger RNA, 1212 nt
Organism: Drosophila mojavensis
Lineage: Eukaryota; Metazoa; Arthropoda; Insecta; Diptera; Drosophilidae
Product: zinc metalloproteinase nas-38
Exons: 1
Coding region: 12-773 (253 amino acids)
Biological process (GO): proteolysis
Molecular function (GO): metalloendopeptidase activity; zinc ion binding
Source: RefSeq, a predicted model, not a curated record